UCCUCCCAGAUCUGGACCAGGCCUUCUCUGAGCUUCUGGACAGUCUGGAUGGCACUGUCCCAGAGGUGAACUAUUGGAUCUAGAGGAUGCCGGGGUCUCAGCCCACCCUCAUGAAGUCUGUUGCUGAUUGUUUUGUGAGAAACGUUCUCACCGGUGGCCUGUUGGAGGUCAUUUUGUAGCUCUGGAAGUGCUCAUUGUUCCUCCUUGCACAAAGGAGCAGAUACUGGUCCUCCUGAUAGAUUAAGGGCUUUCCACAGCCCUGUCCAACUCUCCUAGAGUAACUGUCUGUCUCCUGGAAUCUCCUCCAUGCUCCUGAGACUGUGCCACAGCAAACCUUGUGGUAAUGGGUGAAAUCCUGGAGGAGUUGGACUACCUGUGCAAGGUCCAAGUAUCGCUUCAUGCUACCAGUAGUGACGCUGACCCUAGCCAAAUGCUAAACUAGUAAAAUACAGAAAAGAUGAAGAGGGUAAAACCAUUCCUGUUUUUGGGGUUGUGUCAUUGUUGCUCCGCUGUUGUUAGUUUCAUUAAUGCCAAAGCAGAUGAAACUAAUUAACAACCCUCUGACCACAUCAAUAUACCUGGCAGUUUAACUGACCUGAUGCUAAACUCUGAUUAAAAAGUGUUGCAGUGUAUAACACUGACAGAUGAGCACUGGUCAAAUACGUUUCAUCGCUCCGAAAAGAACAGAGCUGGAGACAAAGCAGUUAUUUUAAGGCUGACCACUGUUACACAUUAUAGAACUGUCCAACAGUGCAGUCUUAUUAGUCAGACACAGUAACAUGAAUAAGAACAAUUAAAAGGUUUUUCUUUUCUUUCUUUGAGAAACCAGAUGAGUCGCCCCCUGCUGGUCACGGAAAAGGAAGGCACUUCAUCCAUCCUUUAUAUCCAGUCUAUGACCUUCACUAAGACGUUUUUUAAAACUUAGUUUUUGGCUGAAACGUGUUUUAUAAAUCAAGUUGUGAAAAAAGCGUGGUGUAAGCAGACUGAUGUAGGUGUGCGGAUGGCUCUACAUCAGAUACAGUUUCCUCUGAUUAUCGUCGCGGAUGGGAGGUGAAACAUAAACUUAAAGAAGUCCAGAGGCUUCUCUUUCCAAGCUCCUUAGACUACGAUGACCUGGAUGACUGAGAACCUUCACAGACACGUCGCGUUGUGAAACAUGAAGGGACCUCCUGCUGGAGUCGGGCGAGGGCGUGCGCAUGCCCGCCGCAUGGUGCUGGCGUCGUGAGCGCGCCUCGUGCUGCUGCUGCUGAUGGAGCUUCACUGAGCACAGAGAGUGGCCGCCGUGUCGAGGAGGAGGAUGAAGAGUGAUGAACAGAGUGUCGACCCUACAUGACUGAUCGGAUCGCUGCACGCGCGAGGCGACCGUCGGCGUCAUCAAUCGGCGCGCAGAGUCCAGCUGAUGUGAGGCUGAGCGCGAGCCGCAGCGGGAGACAAUCAGCUGAGCGGCACCUGGACGUUGUGACGGAGGAGCUGCAGGUAAAGGGUCAGGCCAGCAGGUCAGGAGCGCUGAAGACUGUUUGCCUCCCUCUUCAGGCCCAUUUUGGAACUGCAGCUUCACCGUCAGCUAACAGCUAACCGAGCAGUGAGACGCCUAGUUAGUGAAGCAGUGCUGUGGUUUGUGUUCUGACUGUUGGAUGGCCACAGGAGUGAACUACUGGAACUCUUAUGAACCCAGUCGCAAGGUGAGAGAGAGUGUGUGGGGAGGUGAACAGGAGUCGAGUAGUGAGGAAGGAGGAGGUGGAGAGGGCAUAUGGGACACACAAGCCAUGGAGGUCAAAGGUCAACUCAUCUCAGCACCUGACCCUCUCACCUGCCCAGACAGGAAGCAGAGAGAGCGAAUGGUGGAGCUACAGGAGAGGAGGCGGAGUCUCCAGGCGCUGCUUAGCAGCCGAUUGGCUGAGCUGAGACGCAUCUGUCUGCAGGAAGCUGAGCUGACGGGUGCAGUGCCCAGUGAUUUCCCCCUGGAGGCAGGGGAGAAGCCCCCCUGUGUUCGUAGGAGAGGUGGAACGUCCCGCCAGGGAAACAGGAAGUGUCGAGUAGAGGAGGAAGACGCUCAGCGUUCGAAGCCGAAGAAAAAUUUAUUCAGCGGAGCGCUGAGGAAACACAGCGACUCUGAGCACAACGCACACACGCAGACACACACACACCACGGGAAGAGGACUGUCCACAGAGGCUGCCACACAGACGACACAGUGAGGUCAGAGAGCAGCUCGACAUCAGACUCAACAGGACACGACAAUGAUGACGGUGUGUCUCAGUGUCGCCCCCUGCUGGUUUCUUCUGGGUCUCCGGUGGAGGUUUUCUAUCAGAACAGAACCAGGAGGAACUCCGUGCACAGAACUGAGCAUCUGGACAGCCAGAAGCCCCUCCCACUGCCUCCCUCACAACCUCCUCCCCCUCCCCCUCGCUCUCAGGACUCCUCUUCCUCUGGCCUGUCUGACCCUGGAGCAGGAGGGGAGGUAGGACUCAAGGCUAAUGCAGCUCGCCGUAGUAACAGCUCUGAUGGCCUCCUGGACCGCAUCACCCCUCCUGAGGAUGAUGUUGGGGUGCAGCAGGGGGGAUUGUGGGUAAACGGACUGCCGGGGUCCAGAGGAACAAGCACAGCCGGCGCGUAUUGGAACUCGGAGACGCUGACAGACGGACGGUCGAGGGCAAAUAAUGGAGUCAGCGAUGGGAGAGGAAAAGGGGGAGGUGCAGGGCGAGGAAGGGGAGGAGGAAGGGGAGACAGAGGAGGAAGAGGAGCGGGGUACAGCGAUGUCCUGCUGGACUAUGUUUGGGGAAAACAGCAGCAGCUGCAGAGACAGCAUUCUCAGCCCCACAGACAGCCAAUCACAUCGCAGCAGCAGGUAGUCUACAAUGGCUACUCCCAGCAGCCAUCAGGAGCCCCGCCCACCUACCGCGGCCCCCAAGGUGACCAGCGGCGGGUCACGGUAACCCGAACCAAAUCGUGCGGUCCGUUCCUCCCGGUGCAGCAGAGCCAGACUGAUACCCACAAUCCCCCUCUGGUCGCCAUUCAGCCCGACCCCCACCCCCACCUGCUGCCGCCCCGACCCCCUCAGCUGCCCCCCAACCAGGACUCCCAACUGGAGGAGGCCACCAGGAGCCUCCACAAGGCCCUCGCCCUGGAAGGUCUGAGGGACUGGUACCUAAGGAACACCUUAGGCUCCUCCCACCAGAACCAGGCCAAUGGAAAGGUGACCGCAGGGACCAACGGCAGUAAGAUGAAUGGAGGGGUCAAAGGUCAGGCGGGAGGAGGCGGGGCUCUGCAGCGGAGACGGACGACACACGGUGUCAUUCAGCAGUCGGCCUAUCAGACGGAGACGAAUCAUCAUCAUCACGCUGCGCCGCAUCACAAACACACGCUGCCGCAUUCAGCCACGUUCCACGGACACCCGCUGCACGGCAGGUCUGUGGAUGGCUCGCUCUACCACGACUCGUUUCCUGCUCAGAAACAGGAAGUCCCUCUCAGAGAUCCGCCGAUGGACCAACCGUCUCCUGGGACUCUGGUCUGACUCAGCAACCAAUCACGAUGCUGAGAGGCAGGCAAAGGGACUAAUUCCAGGCUGGCUUCCUGGGAUGAGCAGUAUGAAGGAAUGCGUGUCCAGGUGUCUGAAUCAAACACACCUUGGUACUGAUGAAUGGAAGUUCCUGAUCGUACAGGAUGGAAAACCCCGCCCGCCUCGUCCUCGUCUGCCCUCAGGGUCGAGCUUCUGUUUGUAAAAAUGAACCAAACCCCAGACCAGGUCCAAGGAGGGAGGAGGUCCAACCCUCCUCCCUCCUUGGACCUGCUCCUCGCUGCUCGGGUCACUGCUGCUCUGCUCGGUGAACUUCUUCUAUCAGGGAUGGACUUUAAGUCAACAGCUGCUUUUCCACCAAACUCUCCAGAAACAUCAGUUCUACUAGGAACUAAUGACAGGAAAAAGUUCCUGCAGCAAUCUGUGUUGCAAAGAAGAAGAUUGAGCGAUUUCCUCUGACAGUUGUCCCCUGCAGGCAUUAAAGUCUGGAUUCAGAAAGUAAUCUGUCUCGUUCUGCUUCGCCCUGAUUACUGCCACCAAAAGUGUCAUCUGCUGUGGAAGAUGCUACAUUUCUGGACUAAUUAGAGAUGUUCACAUGCACGACCUGCCCUGAGAUUUCUCAAACUAUCCUAACGGCUACUUCACUCUGAGGGAUUUUAGUUUCUAACAUGUAAGCGACGUAAAUGGUCGUGGCCAAAUCUUUGGUUCUCUUCGCUCAAUGGAGUCGCAGUUCUCAGAGAAACUAACUCAGCCCGAUGAUCAUUGGCCAAAAGCAGCCGUAACUGUUCAGAAAGGAAGGUCCGGGUUCCUACGGUGGCAUCAGACUGAUGCUGAAACACCAGCCACAUGCUGUACGCGUCUUUUCCAAAUACAUUUUAAGAUUUAUUGUUAAAAGCUGCAGAUGGACGAGCCGAAGACGAUUCUCUGCUUUUGUGGAAGUCGUUAUUUCUCAGGCGUUCAGAUUGAAGAUGGAGAUACGGCGUCUCUCACAGGUUCCUGUUUCUGGGAUAGCUAGAACAAAGACUUCUGGAGUCCUUUCAGAGAUGCAGCCAUUUUCUGAAAGGUUUUAGAUUAAAGCAGAAACUGAACAAGGUGUCCGUGGCUCUGUUCCUACACCCUUCAGACUGUGCUUAGACAAUCAGACUCUCAAAACACCAACGAGGAGGACGUACCUCCUCUGAAGACAGAUGACAUCACCAGCUACCUGCAGCCAACCAGCAAAGCGCAAAAAGAACUUUUUGGUGACUUGAUCAGGUGACCUGUCGAUCCCUCAGGUGAGUCCAGGCAGGGAGCGUCGCGGUGAGGUUCUCCAGCGUUCUCCCGGUUUGGACUCAACAUCUCUGCACUAAAACUCGAGCACCGAGUUUACUGACACCAGCUGAACUGUCGCUGCUGCUGUUUGUGGCUUUAAGCAGCUGCAAAGCCCUCGAGUAGAAACCAAACGUGAACAGAAUAAAUCCUCUGAAGUAAACGGAGCUUCCCACCUCACUGCUGCAGAGGGACUCACAGAAGCUGACGUACUCACGAGCCUUUCCUCCGAAAAGGGAAAUAUUUUCUGUACGCGUUAAUUUAUCUGACAACUUUAGAUACUUGGAAACGAGGAUGCUUGCAAACGGGACACUUUAAAAGCCGAUACAAACUGCUGAAAGGUUCAUUUGGUUUCUGAAAACUCGACUUUUUAACCGAGUCGAAGGAUUUGAAAUGUGAAUAUCUGACACUUUUCAUUUUAGUAAUUCACUUCUAAUCAUUUUAAGGUUUGGAUAGUUUGUUGGUUUCCACUGCAGGAACACCGGAGAGGUUUUAUGGUAAAGUUUUUACAUUUAGCAGCACUUUGCAGUGAGAAAUUACAAACGCAGAAAGUUUAUUUUUAUUUUAACCCCUGGCAGCUGUUUCUUAUCAAAGAGCCAUUUUCACACAUGCAACUCACACAGCUUUACUAUGACUUCAGCCCAUGUCCAGCUCAGUCAGAUCACAAAUAAACCAGUAUUUAAUUCCCGAGUGCAAAGUCGACGCUUUAGCCGAUGCAUGAAUUCUGGUGCAUCGUGGCCUCCGAGCUGCCCAUUCCAGGCAGUUUAACCCCAGAGAGUAAUUUACAAAUGUGACAAAGGAAACUUAAACUCUUGUAGUCUGAACCUAGAAUUUGAACGACUAGCACAUAUUUUGUCAGAACCACACCUGGAAGACUCCUUUCAGGGCAAAACAAAGGCACAUGGUCGGUAAACGCCUCCUUUAGGGAAUGUGCUUGAGAUGGCCCACAAUGAGUGGGGCUCUAUGGCGCUCUUCCACAGGUCACUGAUUCGGUUUAGAGGAUCCUUUUUAGAAAUGUUAAAGGGGAAGUCUUCAGUUUAUCAUUAGACAUCAGUAGAACACCAAGACAUCACAAGAAUCCCCUCAAAAUGUUCAACUACUGUUCCUAUAAAAAGCAAAAGACACUAAUUAAGUUUGGCUGCCAUCCCCUUUGGUGAAGGCUUCUCUCAUUUGUUUCCAAUACUCUUUUCUAUGGAGCUGAAACUUUGGAUUGUGGUAAAAUAUCUUUUUUUAGUUAUUAGGUGUUCGGCAGCCUCCUGAGAUGAGUCGCCUUCAUGCACCACAAACAGCUGCUUCUAGAUUUUCAUAAGGUCUUAACAGACCAGUUGGCACACAUUAGCAGAGUGACAGCUGAGAAAGUUGUUUGCAUUUGUGAAAAUUACAGAAGAAGAGUUAAUAAAUAUUUAAGCGAUUUGGCUCCGGUGACUCCCAUUCAUUGAGGGUUUUGCAUUAACAGGAAGUGUAAAGGCUCUUUGUUGAAUGAGGCACCAAUUCAAGGAAAAUACCCCACAGCUACCCGUAGUUCCUGCACUGGAAACCCCUCCCCAGUUUUUGUUGUUCAUGUUUUUUUAAACAGUGAAUCCAGAUUAUGAUCAGCAGAUGAAUCCAUAAUGAAACAGUCAUCAGCUGCGACACAGUUUAUUCUCGCAGAAAGACGAAAAUAGUCACAUCUAAGGGAACCAGGAGUUGUUUGAUCAGACACUCGAUUGAUUAAGAGGGAUCGCUUUGGAGGUUUCUGUAUUUGUGGUUUAAAUGAGAUCCAGAUGUGGAGAAACAGCAUCAGCAGCUGGAAAGCUGCAAGAACCACUCAGACCUUCUGCCCCAUUCGGAGCCCUCAGUGAAGCCAUUGUCCUGCUGAGCUGACCGGGACUCCAAGUCCAGGACGACUGAAGCAAUAAGAGGAGCUGUUCCAAGUUUCCCUUUGCAAAUUUUAUCGCUCUUUCAGGAAAAAAAAAAGCAUUUGCAGCGACAAUCAGGAAAUGUCACAGUCGUCACAGUAGUGACUGUUUAAUCGAUGAAUUAGAAUUUAUUCAGUUUUUUUCUUUUGUUUUUUUGGUACUCUGCUCCAGAAAAAAGAUUUUAUAAAAAUGCCCGUGAAUGAAAUGCAGCUUUUUCAGCGCUGUGAAGUCAGUGUUAUUAAUCCAUAAGUUAUUGAUCAGGAUCUGUGUCCACACGUUCCUACUGUCUGUAUUUAUUGAUCGUCUUUCAGCGUGCGGUUGUCUUCAUAAGCUGCAGCUUUGCCUGACCCAGUCCCAGCUUUGUAUUUUUAAAUUCAGCUUCACUGAAACCGGCCUGACCUCCAGCUUCCCCCACAAUGAAGCCGCGGUCACAUGACCCAAUAUGACGACAAACUCAGACCAAGUCGGUAGAUCAGACUGAGACUUGAGAGGUUACGAUACAUCAAAGAAAGUUUCUCAGGUCACAGAUUCACUUUAGAAGAAGAUUUUAAGACAUUUUAAAGGUGAAAACAUCAGAUUUGUGUUCUAUCACAAAAGCAAAAAUCAUAUCUGAUUUAAGUUUGGCUGUCGUCCCAGUUAAUGUAGACUUCUCCCAUUUAGCACUAUCCUGUUUCCAGCGCUCUUCUGUUGAUUUCAGUGUGGAUCUCAAACUUGCUCAGAGAGCAAACGUCAACUUUAAUUUUGAGGAUCGAAAGAGCUGGAUCUCCAGUUUUCACACAUGACCUGUAGCCCAGAACUGUUCCAGGACUUACCCAAAUACAUAAAGUGGUCUUUAAUCUGCUCCAGCUCUUGGAUGUCUGGUGUCAUGUAGGAGAGCCAUCUUUGAGACAGUCCAGAGUGAUUUGGUGCCUUAUGAAGCUGAAGCUUCAGGCUAUUUUCUAAUACUGUUGAAUCAGACAUGAAUGAGUAUUUAACCUGCCAGCUGCUUAGGAAAAGUCAUCGAUAAUGGGUUGUGGGUAUGGCUGAAUAGACCAACUAACAGUAGGGUGCAUUCAGCACGAGAAUAAAUCUAUUUCCAGCAGUGUAAGAAUAGUCCAAAUAGUGUCUUUACUGGAAGAGCCCACAGUGUUAGGAGGAUGAGCUACGCCUGGUUUUCUUUAAAAACUAACAGGCCUGCCCAUAUUCUCUCCAGUCUCCAAGGAUCAUAUUUUAUCAAGCGUUGUUGAGGGAGAACAUUCAAUGGAAACCAAAUGAAUUUAAGGAAUUCAGCAGCAGGUGAUUCGGAAGAGACUGGGAAUGUUGUAUUGACCUGGGAGUGGGUAAUGGCCAAAUCCAAAUCAGGGCCAUUUGUUUGCAUUUUUUAGGCACGUUUGCAAAACGUUUCAGUCAUAUUUUGCGUAAGCAUCGCCGACCUCCAGAGAUCCAGGCAGGGUGUUGGAUAGUUUUAUUUUUCUGUCUGGAAGUCUGGUCAUGUGACCCUCCGGCUUCAGAAAGUCUCAGCAUGCCCCUCUCCUCACUCCACGCUCACACCAAAGCAGAAACAUGUGAAGAUACGAUGUAAAUACAGCACGCGUGUUCACGACUGUUCGAGCUGCCGUACUGCUCUACCUGUACAUAAUACUGCAGCGCCACUAAACAUACUGCAGUACCAGGAUAUAAUGGUGUGGUACCAGUCUGAAUAUUUGUCACAUUCUGUACUCUCCAGUACCAGUAUUAGCUUGAGUGCAGUGCUGUACUCCUGCUGUAGUACUGGUAAUGUGCAGUGCUAGUAUUCAGGGACCAGGACUGCAGACGUGCUGAUGUCCAGGUUCAGUGGAGCCUCUCUCAACCAAACCCUGUACAGUAUUUUGAUGAUUUAACAUUUCUUUCUUUCUGUGUCUCAGUAUGAGAGAAAAUUUCCUCCAGCUGAGUUAAGUACUUGGAUUUUUAGGUUAAAGCUCUGUUUCCUGUACUGCUGAAGUUGUACUAGUCUCCAGUACAGCUCUUUGCUCUGGGGCCUCCUGCUGCCAUUCUGUGUCCCAGUUCAGGUCCAGGACCAGCUGUAGUACCACUGUGUGGACUGUGGCUCUGCUACGAUGCAUUCAGGUGCACUGUGUACAGUCUGUUUUUUCUGCUGUACAGUAACUCUGUUUAAAAAAAGGUUUUCUAUUGGUCGUUUGUACUUUUUCCACUCUGAACUCUUUCUGAUGUUUCAUGAUGGAAAUGAAGCUUGGUGUAAAUAAAGCCUGAGGCUGUCAGCAGGUGCUUUUUAAAUAAAGAUUUCUCUUCCUUUA
Messenger RNA from Maylandia zebra (zebra mbuna), 8994 nucleotides. It is a transcript of the gene ccdc120a, whose product is annotated as coiled-coil domain containing 120a. The record is from RefSeq and is a predicted model, not a curated record. Lineage: Eukaryota; Metazoa; Chordata; Actinopteri; Cichliformes; Cichlidae.